ACAAUUUAGCAUCUAUUUCAGACCCUUUUUAUUACAAAUGAAAAGCGCCAAUCAGAGGAUUGUUCAAACCCUUCAACCACUCAUUCACGGGCUAAAAUUCGCCGUCGUAUACUGCGGUACCCAUCAGUAUAAAGUUUCCCCUGGUGAUGUCAUUGUCGUUCAGAGGCUUCGCGCAGAAAUUGGAAGUCAGAUCGCGUUAAAAAAAGUCCUGAUGGUAGGUGGGGCACGUUUUACUUCCAUUGGGCGGCCUUUUCUAGAUCACGCUCGCGUUUUAGCAGAUGUAGAGGAGCAUAAGCGAAUGCGAAAUGUCGUUUCCCUUUUCUCUACCCCUGGGCGUCGGAUGGCGCGUUGGGUGGAUGCCGCACAUGCUGCCACGGUUUUACGCAUUACGGAAGUGAACUAUGAGCCGGAAAUCCUAGGCGAGGUUGAUAAAUACAGCGGAGUGCUUCUUAAAGAAUUUAACCCAGAGGUGCAUACAAAUCCGGUGUUUAGCGCAAAUGAUGGGUAUGAUAUUUUCAAAAAGAAAGACAGGGAAGCAAUUGAAGAAGCGACGACAUUCCUAGACAUGAUGGAAUAGCAAAAUUCAGGCAUUUAACACCCAAUGGAAGACCAAUACGGUGGGGUAGACGUGAGGAAACCAAUGUCUGGGGAUUGUGUGCAUCAAAUGAAUCCCCUAUAGUGUUGGUUGCUUUUUUGUGUAUACUUUGUACAUUACCUGUUUAGUGUUAGCCUCUGCAUAUGAUGUUUACGCUCUAUCAUGGAUUCAAUAGAUGGUUCCCUUCAUGAGCCCAGGCGGAAUGGGUUACAAAACACUAAAACAAAGAUGGGUGGAUGGACCGUAUGAAGGAAUGCAAUGAGAAGGAAAUCUUUAGCGGGAUUACACUGAUUAGCAUUAUAGCGGUUAUAUUUAUAAGCGAUCAUAUCGCGUGUGUGUGUUUUUCAGUGUGUGAUU
Phytomonas sp. Hart1 is the source of this 952-nucleotide messenger RNA. The record is from the annotation of a GenBank genome assembly. NCBI's taxonomy places the organism in Eukaryota, Euglenozoa, Kinetoplastea, Trypanosomatida, Trypanosomatidae.